Messenger RNA from Coregonus sp. 'balchen', 2855 nucleotides. Lineage: Eukaryota; Metazoa; Chordata; Actinopteri; Salmoniformes; Salmonidae. The record is from the annotation of a GenBank genome assembly.
GGUUCGGAGACAACAUCCACUGGAGGAGUCUGGACGAUGGGAAGAAGGAGGCAGAGGCCAGGUAAGGAUAUUUAACCCUGAUAUAAAUACCUCUGGAAGAGCUAAUGGGGUGUAUUCACUAGGAACCAAAUGGAAGCAAACUCGUUUUGAGUAAAGUUUACGGUGCAAAAAAUGUUUUGCAACUGUUCGGCUAAUGAAUAUACCCCUGGCCUCUCUUGCUAGGAGGAUAUCAAUUGUAUGGAACCAUUGGCGAGUUUGCGUACAGUACUUUAACACAUUACUUAUCCUCUUCACAGUGGACUGCCACUGAUGGUCAUCGUCCACAAGACCUGGUGUGGAGCCUGCAAAGGUAAAGACCUUCCUCUUAUAAUAACCUGAUUACAUUUACAAAACAGCCAUGUCAUCUCCUGCACAAUGAAGCCAUCAUCAUCAUGUUCAGUUUUCUCCCUUCAGCUCUGAAGCCCAAGUUCGCUGAGUCCAAGGAGAUCUCUGAGCUGGCUCACAACUUCGUCAUGGUCAACCUGGAGGUGAGGAUAAUGGACUGUUUAAUUAUUAAGAGUCUAUUGACGCAUCUGUGCGUCAAUCUAAGUAACUUAAUAGAAAAUUCCCCAUCAGAAUCUGUCAGUUUAAGCUAGAUAUAGUUUUUUUUUUGCAUGGGCUGCGUCUCAAUCCACCUCAUCCUCCUUUGUUGUCCUUCCUCAUCUGCGGUGAAAGGUGACAGAGCUAGAGCGGUGUUUGUCAGACUGUGAGACGUAGCGUCCGAACGGUUUAUACGGAAAGGGGGAGAACACCAUGGUUUGUUUAUGUGCCAACAAAAAUAAGGGGUUAAAUGUGUCCAACAAAACAAAUAUUUCCUGAUAUUUUUUUAUCUCCUAGAUAUAGGACAGACACUUCAAAACCUUAUGAUUCAUUUUUUGCCAUCGGAUGAAUCCCAGAACAUAUUCCAGUCUGUGCUAGCGAAACAGUCCUGUAGCUUAGCAUCUGCGUCAUCUGACCACUUCCGUAUUGAGCGAGUCACUGGUACUUCCUGUUUUAGUUUUUGCUUGUAAACAGGAAUCAGAAGGACAGAAUUAUGGUCAGAUUUGCCAAAUGGAGGGUGAGGGAGAGCUUUGUAUGCGUCUCGGUAUGUGGAAUAAAGGUGGUCUAGAGUUUUUUUUUCUCCCUCUGGUUGCACAUGUGGUCCUCUGUAGCUCAAUUGGUAGAGCACGGCGCUUGUAACGCCAGGGUAGUGGGUUCGAUCCCCGGGACCACCCAUACGUAAAAAUGUAUGCACACAUGACUAAGUCGCUUUGGAUAAAUUAUAUUAUGUGACAUGCUGGUAGAGAAAUGAGGUAAAACAGAUUUAAGUUUGCCUGCAUUAAAGUCCCCGGCCACUAGGAGCGCCGCCUCUGGAUGAGCAUUUUCUUGUUUGCUUAUGGCCGUAUACAGCUCGUUGAGUGCGGUCUUAGUGCCAGCAUCGGUUUGUGGUGGUAAAUAGACGGCUACGAAAAAUAUAGAUGAAAACUCUCUUGGUAGAUAGUGGGUCUACAGCUUAUCAUGAGAUACUCUACCUCAGGCGAGCAAUACCUUGAGACUUCUUUAAUAUUAGACAUCGCGCACCAGCUGUUAUUGACAAAUACAAACACCCCCGCCCCUCGUCUUACCAGACGUCGCUGCUCUGUCCUGCCGAUGCACAGAAAACCCAGCCAGCUCUAUAUUAUCCAUGUCGUCGUUCAGCCACGACUCGGUGAAACAUCAGAUAUUACAGUUUUGUCCCGUUGGUAGGAUAGUCUCGAGCGGAGCUCAUCCAGUUUAUUCUCCAGUGAUUGCACGUUGGCCAAUAGAACGGAUGGUAGAGAGGCGGUUUACCCACUCGCCGACAAAUUCUCACAAGGCACCCCGAUCUCCGCCCCCUGUAUUUCCGUCUUGUCUUUCACGCGAAUGACGGGGAUUUGGGCCUGGUCUCGGAGAAGCAGUAUAUCCUUCGCGUCGGACUCAUUUUAAAGAAACCACGUAUAGAACAGGUCCCUAUGUCACUACUUAUCAGUUCAACUCAUACUAAUCUCAUGUUCUCAGGAUGAGGAAGAACCUAAAGAUGAGGCCUACAGUCCUGAUGGUGGAUACAUCCCCAGGAUACUGUUCCUAGGUAAGAACUCUAACCCCUAACCCAGCCCUAACAGUCCUGAUGGUGGCUACAUCCCCAGGACACUGUUCCUAGGUAAGAACUCUAACCCCUAACCCAGCCCUAACUCCAACAGCCCUAACUCCAACAGCCCCAACUCCAACAGCCCCAACUCCAACAGCCCCAACUCCAACAGCCCCAACUCCAACAGCCCCAACUCCAACAGCCCUAACUCCAACAGCCCCAACUCCAACAGCCCCAACUCCAACAGCCCUAACUCCAACAGCCCUAACUCCAACAGUCCUGAUGGUGGCUACAUCCCCAGGACACUGUUCCUAAGUCUCUACAUUAAUAAUAGUUAUUCUGUAAGAAGAGCCUACUAGAAUAGUACGGUACUUUUUAAUUCAUCAUUUGCUCUGCUCCCAACCCCCAUAAUAUUCCUGUUCCUGUCCAUUCCCACCCCACAGACCCCAGUGGUAAAGUCCACCCUGAGAUCACCAACAAAGACGGAAACCCCAACUACAAGUACUUUUACAGCAACGCAGACCAAGGUGAGAAUCCCAUAUUGUCUGUUUGGAUGAUGAAGAUGAUGGUUGAAUCAUUGCAGUGCCUUGCUUAGGUCAAUCUUCUCAUUCCUCUCCGACUGACUGCUCUGUUUCCCCUGGGGUCUGUCUGUCUAGUUGUGUCUGCUAUGAAGAAGGCCCAGGAGAAGCUGACAGGAGAUGCCUUCAGGACCCACAUUGAAGACGAGCUG